CUAUCUUUUCCACUUAUUGCAUAAGCCCUAAGAACUAGGAGACGUUUAAAGGUCGCACCGCCUUGGUCGAAAGGCCGAAACGUAUCCCCGGAUGAAAACGUCGGCCAUAUUGGUGUUGGUGUCCGAUGUUGGCCAAGCGACUCGCCUCAACACAUUACGAUCUUGUAGAAAUUUAAAAAGAAUUCCAUGUGAUUGUUUUAAAGCUUUAUCACCGAGGGUAGGGAAAACUUGGAACGGUAUAUAUGUAGGAUAAUGAGUUGUGCGCGGUCCCUAUUGUCUGGAAAGACCGACUGUGAACCAACCAUGGGUGAUGUUCUUGGGAAAGAAGGGAGAGAGGACCAACUUUCUGACCAUAAUGAAGAAAAUACGGAGCGUGCUGAGGCAGAGGGAGCAGAAGCGGAUGAUGAAUCACCGACAGAUGAAAACAUUACCGCUCUAGUACCUAAUUUAGACCCCGGGGCCGAGAAGCAGGAUUUGAUUACUAGAGAUAUCACAAUACCCGACCAUGAAGUAGAUGAAAAUGAAAGAAACCAAGCCAAAGAGGACCAACAUGCAUGUACGCCAGACGCAGAGAUAAUAACUGAAACACCAUUGACACUAUCCUGUGAUGUACCUUGUGAAAAUUCAAUUCAAAAUUCUAAGGAACCAUCUGUUUUGCCUGUUAAAAUUGUUACUGAAGAAACAGAUCUCAACCAGAAGACUAAGGAUCUGAGAAGUAACAGUGAUGAUGCUGGAGUUUAUGAUGUUGAAGAGUCAGAGUCAGAUAUGGAAGGUGUAGCUGAUGCAGAUGAUGAAGAUGGUUUUGAAGAUGAUGACGACGAUGAUGAAUAUGAAGAUUAUGAUGAUGAAGAUGAAGAUGAUGAAGACGAUGAUGAUGAAGAUGAAGAAGGUGGCAUGGAUGCCGAUGAUGAGGAUGAUUUUGGAGACAAUGAAGUUCAAUCACCUAAAAAGUCUGAGUCUCUUGGCGUUGAUGAAAUGCAAACUAAACGAAGCGAAGAGAUAAAAAUUAAUAGUGAUUGUGUUUUUUCUUAUUCUGAUAGUUCAGAUGACUCUGCACUGAGAACAAAGAAUAAGAGUGGAGGAAGAAUCUGUGAUAGUAUGAGAAGAAGAAAACUGAUUAAAGCUAAGGAAUGUGCAGUGCCUAGGUCUAACAAUUCAACUCACGUUGAUCAAACAAUUAUGUUAUCUGAGGCUAUGACCAACCUUAAGCUAGACAAUAGCAGACUGGAAAUUUGUGAUGGUAAUGAUAACAAGAUAAUUCAGAGAGUCACAUCAGAGACUGUUUAUAAUGCCCGGAUACAGGAUGAAACAAUACCACAAGAUGAUGGGACAGUUUCAGAAAGUAUACCUUUGGAUGGUUAUCAAGGAGAAGAAACAACUUCGAGUCCUGUGAAAGGUGAUGAAGGUGUGCCUAAUGAAGAGGAUCAUACAUCAUUAAAUGAGGAAGAUAUUAAGGAACUGAUGCGGAAGGAAGCUUUGCAGCGUCAAAAAGAGUCUUGCACUUGUGAAUCGUGCGAGUCAAAGAGGAUUACUUUAGGUGAGCAACGGAAGCUUCAGGCUGCCUGGAUGGAGUUGCGUCAUUUUGUCAGAGAGGUCUAUCGCAUAAUAAUGCAAACUGCCCCUGAUGACUGCAUGCCAAUUGUUGAUGCUUCCCAAGAUGAACACAUGAUUGCCAUAGCAAGGAGGUUGACCCAAUCUGAUCCCCAUCAGCUUUACCAUAGGCUGCAGGCACAAGUACAUGAAGUUGCUACGGCAGUCAAAGUAAGGCUCAAGGAUAUAUCAGAAGACCACCACCAAGACUCAUUAGUGGCGACAGACUUCUUUGAAGGACUGUUUUAUUGUUAUGACAAAGUGUCUGCUGCUGCUAAAAGAGUUGCACCUAUACUUGAGGACUUAGAAUCUAAACAUCUAUCUCGGUUUAAUUUGACAUGGGAGUUAUUGAAUAAGGCCAUUUAUUUCCAAGUUGUCUAUAAUGAUGCAGUUAUUUCUCAAAAAUUGCCUGAAAUGAUUGCCUUGGUUACGGAUAAGGUAUGGUCAGAUAAGGGCCAAGAGUUUCAAGGUAUGAUUCGGUUUUACAUGGCUUUUGAUGAUGAAAUGAGCAUUAUUCAAGCAAUGUGGAGAGAGUCCUUUGAGUUAUUACAGAAGUACAACACAAACCAGGCUAAAAUUAGAGCUAAACAGCAAAUGUUAUUGAGGGACUGGGAGGUGUUUAAAGCUCAGAGGCAACGUGUUCAAAAAGCCUCAGUUGAGGGAAUUGAGCUAAUUAACCGCCACGGUCCUGCUGCAUUGGCUGUUGUUGAAACUGGCUCCGACUCAGAAGAGUACAUAGAAGUUGUAGUUUGCCCCUCAUGCAACAUUAUUCAACCAUGUCCUUGUGAUGAAUGCUGCCUAUCUCACCUAUUUUCUUGCCGUGCUCAUCAAGCUCGUUUAGCGGAGCUGAGUCCAACACUUGAAAGAAUGGCGUCUGAUGGAGCUGGUGAUGAACCAGCAAUCAUUGGUAGUGAAGAUAGACAUGGUUAUGGGAUAUUAAGAUCAACCUAUGGCCCGUCAUACUAUGUUCCAGCAGAACUCCAUCCUCCACCACUUCGAACUGGUCCUAAACCUUGCCCUUUUGGAUGCUACUGUAGGGAAGAAACAGAGACUGCACCAAAUCAUUGUCCGGCUCCUGAACUUUCAGACCAGCAAGGAGGCCAUGGAGAUGGACCAGGUGUUUACCCCCAUCAUUUUAGUGGAGAUGCUCCGCAUCCACAUUUUGGGCAUAGUCAACCUCCCUCAACUACCCCUAACCAAUGCCAUAGUUAUACUGACAAUAAAGAUCAAGCAAAUAUUAAGUGUAUUAAAGAAAAUACUUCCAACAAAUUGAUUUCAUCAGAUCUCUUAAAUAUUAAUGGAGUUACCAAAUUAGAAUUUGCUGGGAACAAUGUAAAACCCUUCACCCCUCUUGGGUGUGAACGUCAACUUCUGGUACAGCCACAACCUCAGCCUCGAGCACGUUUUACUGCUGGACCAGGUGUGAAUGUUCCUGAUACAGACGAUUUCCCCGAUCCACCAGCAGAUUUUGUGAUUCCCCCAUCGGAAUUUUCUGGAGAGGUGAAAAUAGGAGCAGCUCCAAAAUUAAAUGAACCAGUAAAAAAUAUCAUGUCUAGGACAGGUAACAAAGCCCCCUUUAGUCCUGUUUCAUCAUCAACUAAAAUUGGAGCUCUUACUGCUAAUGGGCAGGAGCCAAUAUUUGUGUUGACAAAAGCUGGGGCAGCUCCUCCAUCACACAUUCCCUCCCUUCAAGGAAAACCAAUGCCCCCAAAAGAAAAGAGACUGUCAUCAUCUGUGCCUUGCACUCCACCCACAACACCACCCGCCAAUAAAAAUGCACCCAGCGGACCAACUAUCCAAGGUUUACUGGAAGAAGCUUUAGAACGUAAGAAAGCAGAAAUGGCUCGCGCAGCUGCAUCAGCAGCUCGUGAGUCACCCCGUGCCGUGGUGAAUCCUCCACCAGCCUCCAUAACUGGUGCAGCAGCGGCACCGCCUGCACCAGCCUCCGCACAAGCUAAGCCAAAGCUAGGCCAUACAUGUUCAUCUGCCAAACACAAACAACACACCCAUUCCCCUAGCCAUAGGGACCCUAAAAAUUGUGAUUGUUGUUUCUGUGAGAUGUUUGGUCAUGGGGCGCCUCCUGCGGCCCCGACCAGCCACCGCUUCCAUGAAAACCGCCAACGGCUGCGUUCCAAACUGAACAAGAGCCGAGCCAGCAAGCAGCAGGUAGCCGGAGGCAGGGUGUCUGCGGCGGGGGCGGCUGCUAAGUCAGCAGCUGCAGCUGCAGGCCAGAGGACCCAGACAGCGGCUGUGCCCCGACCUGCCACCGCCCCAGCGUCUUCAGCGGCCGCCAAGUCAUCCCUUCCCAAGGUUUCGGUUGGGACGGCGGGUACUGCCAGGCCGUCUGGCGUUGGCGCCCCGGCCCCUUCUGCGGGCCCAGGGGCGUCGCUGGUGGUGAAGACUGCCGUCCCGAGCGGCGCCACGCUCAGCUCUACACCGAGCGCCGUUCAUACAACGCGAGUGUGUGCACCCGGCGCACCCACAAGCGCACCCGCAGGCGUGAUCUCGUCGGGCGCGGCCGCGGCCAGGGCGAUGGCAUUCAACGCGACGAGUGGAUCCUCCCAGACAGGUUCUGCCUUUACCUCGACUGUAGGGAAGACAGCUGUUACAACCGGCGUCCACAGUGUGACCCAAACUCAAACUGUACGACCAUCUCAUGUUGCUGCAGCAAAAUUAGCUGAAGCAGGGAUGAAUAAGGCUAAGAUACAGCCUGUUAGCAGUGCCAAAUCCUCAGUUACCUCAAGCAACCAAAGAUUAACAGCAGCUCCUGCAAGUGCAGGAAAAGGGAACCAAGCACCUACCCGGGGUACUACCCAGGCCACACAGACUGUACCUGUGGCUCAGAAGAAGGUUGUUAAUGCAACACCAGCUUCAGCACCAGCUUCAGCACCAGUUGCAGCACCCCCCAAGGAAGAGCCUCCAAAGAAGGAAGACCCUAGACCAAUAGAUGAACUAUUAGAUUUUAUUGAAGGUGGUUCAGGCUCUCAGCAAAAAGCAGACUCCAAGAAAGCUGCUAAAAAGGCUAGACAAAAACAAAAGAAACUUGAACAACAAAGAGAAGAAGAAAUUGCUCAAACUCCAGAUGUCACCAUCACAAUGCUCAAAGAUUCGGAUGCAAAAGGAAAGGGGAAGAAGGGAUCCAGUAAACAAACAGAAGAGGUUAUUUCGACCAUACCAAGUGCCACUGCUCAAAGCAUUCGUGAUCGUAUUAAAAGUCAAGUUGGGGAAGUUGCCAAAAAGAUGGGAACCUCAGAUCAGCCUCAGAUGGUCACAAUUCGUCGUGUUAUGGAGCCCAAUAGUAGUGAACCCACUGUUACCAUUACUCUGAAAGGGGCAACUCCAGAUAAAGAUAAAGUAUUAUUUACCCUAGUAAAUGGUCAAAAUGAAGUGGUUUGUCAUGAUCAAGUAAGCUCGGAACCAAAGACCAAAAAACAAAGGAAGCUUGAAAGAAGGCUCCUGCGACAGCAGCAACAACAGCAAAUCCAAGUUGAAGAAGGAGUUGAAGAGGAAGACGAUGAGCCUGAAUUUGUUGCAGAUGAGGAUGAAGAGGAAAUAGACAUGUCACAGCUCACUAAAACACAGCGGAAAAAGUUACGCAGGCUUCAGCGCAAACAAGAAGAGGAGAGGCUGGCUGAAGAGGAGCGCCGCCGUGAAGAGGAAGAAAGACUGCGGCAAGAAGAAGAGAGGCGUAGGAGAGAAGAGCAAGAGAGGCUUCAACAACAACUACUAAAAGGUAACAAAAAAAAUUCAAAGAAGGAAAAGUCACAGAAAAUACAACCUCAGCCUAUACCUCAAACUAACUCAAAAAAGAAUCAGAAGACAAACAAUAAAAGUCAAACAGGCUCUGAACAGAACAACAAGUCAAAUGGUAAAGGAAGCAAAGUAAAUUCUGCACCAGACUCAGAUGAGGAGUUUAUGGUUCCAGUCCAAAUGACAAAGAAAGAAAGGAAAAAGGCCCGCAAAGUACAGCAAUUACUGGAGGAGGAACAAAGACGGCAGAGGCAAAAGGAGGAGGAAGAGAGAGAGAAACAGAGACAGCUUGAACUGAAAGAACAGAAAAAGAAGCAGAAAGAAAAUCAAAAAUUAAAACAGCAGCAACAGAAACAGCAAGAUAAACAACAGCAAAAGUUGAAAGAGGUGGAGAAGAAACAGCAAAAACAGACACAACAAAAACCACAGCUUCUUACUCAACAGCAGCAACAGCAGCAGCAAAAUCUAAAGCAAAAACUGAAGCAACCUUCUUUGAAGCAGCAACAAACUGCAACUUCAAAGCGAGGAGGAAGAAUAACAACAAGUAUUAUUCCAAAUCCUCUUACCCUUGGUUCUUACAUGCCACCCGUUGGCAGCCUAGAGUGGACGACUCAAGCCCUAGCUGCUUCUCGGCCUAGUGUAACAAUACAGCCUGCCACAGCAGGUGCAUCACAGUCGUCUCUUGGUGGUCUGGAACAACGCUUUUCCACCACACUCACUUUAAAUGGAAAGCCUAUUUUGCCACCACCAAGACAGCCCUCGCCUGAACCUGCACAGGACUUCAGUUUAGAGAAUUUGAAACUGCCCCCUGGAAUAACUAUUACCAAAGUCGACCCAAGUCAAGUUGCCCAGAGAAAGCCUCCUGUGUCCAAACCUCAAGUUACCAAAACUGUUGUACCUAAUCCUCCCCCAACUACAAUAAUUGCUGCUCCUCUUUCUGGGAGCAGACCUCCAGGAAACUACAAUUCUGGUGGUGGCCAAGACCCCAAUUCCAAUGUAAUAGUUGUAGACACUGGCAAACUUAAACAAGAUAUUGCCAGACGUGAAGAGGAACCUGAACAAGUUGUAACAAGAAAAAAGAAAAAUAACAAGAAUAGAAAGGCCCAGGCUCAGGCUCAGGCCCAGGCCCAGGCUCAGGCCUCAGAAUCUGCUGCAAGAGUUCAACAGCCUUCACAGCUCUCACCAUUUAUGUAUGGAAUGAAUUCUGUGAGCAUUACUCCAGCUGGGCAGCCACCUCCUCUUAUGGCUACUCCUGCACCCCCACCUCAGGCAGCAAUCAUCAAGAUGAAUGGGAAUAUGGUUACUAUCCGUAAUCCCGCCAUUCAUCCAACUCCACAAAGGUAUAUUGGCCCUGAUGAACCAGCAGGUCGCAAACCUGCUCCGAGCAGUGGUCCUCCUCUGCACCAGAACCGCAACAAAGAGAACAACACUCUACCUCCUAGAUUUGCAAAUGCUAAGAUUGCCCAGCAGGCUAAUGGAAUGAAUGGUUAUGUGCCCGAGUUGAGCUCUGCCAGCCACCGUGCUCAGCACUUUAACCCUCCUGCCACUUCACAUAUCACUCACUCUGCUCAUGUCUCUAAACCAAACCAUCCAGUCCAUACCCCUCAAACAUUUGAGGUUUCCAAGCCUCCUAGACUGCACUAUGAUCCGCCACCUCGUCACUUCGAGGGUCGGCCUUUUGAAGCACCACAACCGUCUCACUUUGAGGGAUCUUCGCACCGCCACUUUGAAGCGGCAACUGUACAUCAUUAUGAUACUGCAUCUCGUCAGCAUUUUGACUCAGGACGCCACAUGGAGACGCACGCGCACACUCCACGGCACUACGAGUCGCCGGGUCAUCACUUUGAGCAUCCUGGGCACCUAUUCAACCCAUCACCUCAGCAGAUGACAGCACCUGCCAAGCAUGUUAUCCCACAGAAUUAUGCUGCAGCCAUUGAAGGGAAAAAGAGCAAAUUGAAAAACAACGACGACUGGCAACUUUUAGAUAAUGUAUUUGCUCCUAAAGACAUUGAUUUGGAUGAUGGAGACAUUGACGACGAUGAGAGAGAACUUGAAGCUUUUAAAAGGUUCUGCCUUCAAUCAGUUCCUCCAAAACGAAAAGAAAAAGUUCAUUUGAAUAUUGAAGAUAUUGUUCUUAAGAAGAAAUCUUCUGCUGUAAGUUGUACCUGAAUUCUCAUAAAAUGCCAUAGGAAGAUACUUAUUUGUAUUUGGCUUGGGUAAUUGGACUGAAAUCUUCAGCCUUCAUGAUUUUGGGUGUUGUAGCCCUUUUGACUGCCAUGCACGUCUCUGUGCAACAGUUACCUUGUUGUCCAUUGUCAUCACAGUACCUGUUGUAUUGAUGGCUUUUCUUAUCUUAUUUUUUUCCUCCAUAUUGUCUGUUCCUCCUUCACAUAAGUUGAAUAUUGUCAAUGUGUGCUGUUUUGAUUGAAAUUUGUUUUACAUUCUACAGUUUUAUCUUACAAAAUCUGACUAUCUGGGAACUGUAUUUUGGAGUUUUCUAAUAUAUAUUUUUUUUUUGUUUCUUUUAAUCAAUUACUCUUAUGAGUACAUCUCAAGAUUGCAACGCACACAGCUGCAGAUAGAUUUUGUGGUUUGUUUAUCUCUUAUUCGUCUGACUGCCUGUUAAUCUGUGAUGCUUGCAGUAUAAAGUAAGGAAUUUUACAAACAAUUACAUUUAAGUUCCUUUUGCAUAUUUAUUUUGUUAUAGGUGAAGGCCAUUUUUGUGUUAAUAUUUUGCUAAAAUGAUUGGUUGAUCAUGUGUUAAUAUUUUUUAAAGUUUUCUCUACAUGCUUGAUGAAACUCAGAUUUUCUAAAAGUUAUACCCAAUGAUACCUUACUACCUAUUAAGGAUACCUACACCCAUGAUCAUUCUGUAACUUCAGCACCAUCUUGUGUUCUCCAUUUGUCAUUAAAUUCACCCUGGUAAAAUGGUCAAUCUUGAUUCUAGGAACAACCUAGACCUGGGUCUUUUCUAGAGCAGUUGAUUUUAUAUACCUUAUUGCUCUUUCCCAGUUCAUUGCUAAUAGAUGGGAAAUUACCAUUCUCUAGUAUGUUACUUUUUUUCAUUUUUGAAUGUACUCUUAAGGUAUGUUUAAUUUGAUUUAAGGAAACAGUAUUAUGUCGGAGAAUACAACCUGUACUACAAAUAGAGAUUGAUUGUAAUCUCUUUCUCUCUAACUAUAAAUCUAUCAGAGUGUCUCCCUCUUUUUGUGAGGGGAACUGUAAAUGUGCAUGUUUUGAAUACAUUAUCUUCUUUUUUUUCAUUCACCCCAGUGUGUUGACUUAAAACAUAUUAUUUAUGUUUGUGACUUACUGUUUUCAUUAAAUCUUUUACUGCUUUAGUCUUUCCUCCUACCAUUAGCAUGUACCAUGAGAGAAGUUGUCCAUAAAGUUCCCUUUGUUCAUUCUUGGUUUACUCUUUAUCAGUGUCAUACUUUAAAAUACCUAUUAGGGGAAUGUCCACUUUCUAUCUAUUUUAUUUGUAUCUAGGAUUUGCAUGACCAUGAGUGCCAAUUGCUGUGGGUCCCUGCCUUAUCUUUCAAUAUUAUCUAGGUGACAUGUUUCAUGAACUUUGUACAUUUCUGUGAAUUUUCUUUUGUACAUCUUAAGGAGUGUAGAUUUCUUGAUCUAGGUGGCAAGGUGGCUGAUUAAACCUCGCGCUUGUGCUGAAAAGUCCUCUUGUGUAAUAAUGUGUGAUAUCUAUGGUAAGCAAGAAUGCUUAUGAUUCUGGAGCUUAAGUUCCACCUAUAUCCAGACAAAAAGAAAGUCUUCUUGAUGCUGGAUUUUAAAAAUAAUCUAGUUUGGUCUGCAGCAUUUCUAAUAGUCAAAGUAAAACACAAAAAAAUGUGUUACUUAGCAAAAUGCUGCUCUCCGCCAAAUAUGUUCAGUCAAAUAUUGUUGUAUUUGUAUGAGUUAAAUUUUAGAUCUACCUAUGGUUUGUUGUGUUAAUUUGUAUUGUACAGUUUAAAUAUUAUGUAAUUUAAUAACUCCCAUCAAUUUAAGAAAUAUUACUCAAACUAUUUAAAUAUUUUUCAAUGACCAUUUCAAAUCAUGAUAAUUCGUCUAGUGACAAAUACUUCCUCAAAGAGAUCUAAAUUAAUGAUGCAAUUAUGAUACCUACUGUUGGUGUCCUUGCUAGUGUCUCAUUUUAGUAUUUUAAGUGUUUGUAAAUAUUGAACUCGAGGGACAAACGUUGACUGUGGUGUUGUAAAUUACUGCUAGACUGUAGAUAAAAUGAAUGAAUGAAUUCAACAUAA
Messenger RNA from Frankliniella occidentalis (western flower thrips), 9596 nucleotides. RefSeq lists its product as uncharacterized. Lineage: Eukaryota; Metazoa; Arthropoda; Insecta; Thysanoptera; Thripidae. The transcript is spliced from 22 exons. The record is from RefSeq and is a predicted model, not a curated record. Bases 253 to 7509 code for a protein of 2418 amino acids.